Molecule: messenger RNA, 3333 nt
Organism: Colletotrichum lupini
Lineage: Eukaryota; Fungi; Ascomycota; Sordariomycetes; Glomerellales; Glomerellaceae
Product: fungal specific transcription factor domain-containing protein
Exons: 14
Coding region: 1-3333 (1110 amino acids)
Biological process (GO): DNA-templated transcription
Cellular component (GO): fungal-type vacuole; plasma membrane
Molecular function (GO): DNA binding; zinc ion binding
Source: RefSeq, a predicted model, not a curated record
AUGGCCAGCUUCUUCACUGUUAAAAAGCGAGCCUGCGAUGAAUUCAUUGCGAUGCGGCUGUGCCCCGGUGCGACUGGUGCAGCCAUCACCAGCUACAGUGCACCUUCAACCGCGUUAUGCACCAGAGAAGACGUGCAGCCCCCACCACACUCCUCACCUACUGUCACUAUCUCGAUCACCGGUCUUGAGGGCUCGUCGUCCUCCUCCGUGCCACCAGCAUGUGGAUUAAGAUUUGCCCGAUACUAUCUGGACGAGAUUGUCUCGCCCAGCGGUGCACCUUUCUUCUCUGUCGACCACCAGAACUGGAUCCGCCGGUGUACGGGACAGGCUCACGUCUUCUCCAACCUGUGGGGGCUCGAUUCAACGUCGCCGUUAUUAUCAUCAUCCUCCUGUGCCGGAGGCGACUACCCGGCUGAUUGCAAUCAGAUCGAACUGCCGGCCCGACAUGUCGUCGAAGACUAUCUGCAAAUGUUCCGGGCGACUCCCUUCCGACUCGUGUUCCCCAUCGUCGACGGUGUCUUGUUUCAAGAAACCAUCAGUCAAGCUUACGAUCCGCACCACGCAGCCAACCCAGCAGCCCAGGCCUGUGUCUUCUCCUUUCUUGCCAUCAUUACUCAUACACAAUGGAGCCCGCGCAACAUGGCCGUCAUCAUUGACAGCGAGGCAUGCGUCCGGCAAGCCCAGCGCCUGAUGCCCCUAGCCCAAGCGAGCCAAGACAUUACGGGACUCCAAACUUGCCUUAUGCAGUGCAUUUAUCACCUCUUCUGCGGCAAGAUCCAGAUGGCCUCAAUGGCCCUGGCUCUAACCUGUCGCCUGUUGUUCGCGUUGGGAGCACACAGGCAGCCCAGCGCAGGGAGCGAUGUGCCCGAGCAGCAAAGCCGGACAAGAAGCCACGCGCGUAAGCUGUUCUGGCUCUGCUACACCUUUGACAAGAUCGUGGCACUUCGGACCAGCCAGCCUCCCUGCAUCGAAGACGAGCACUGCGACCUUACGCUACCUCCGGGCUACGUAGAAGAGCUAUACGUUGACCACAAUGACACCACCAUUAGUAGCAGCAGCAGUAGCGGCGCCCUCUGCUGCCUGCCGGGCGAUUUACGGCUGAGCAUCAUCAAGUCCAAGGUCUGCAGGCUGCUAUACUCGAUUCGCCUACAGCAGUAUCCGUCCAACCACCAGCAUCACCACCCAACACCCAACGCUGGGCUGCUGCGCGAAGUGCGCGAAUUGGACAGUGAGCUAGAGCGGUGGCGCCUCUCCAUCCCGGCCCGGUUCCGGCCCAUGCUGCUCGGCCGGAACUACGGCGGCAACAACAACAGCGCCUGGUGGCUUGACCCGACUUUAGACGCCAGCCAGAGGAUGCAUGUUAUGGUGCUGCACUUUGAGUACCAGCACCUUGUGGCCGCUCUGCACCGAGCCGCGAGCCCGUGGCUCACCGAGGCAAGCGAAGCAACCGUAUCAACGGCGGCGACCUUGCCGUUGGGGUCCAGUCAGAGUCAGACCUUGUCUAUCGAGGCCAGCCGGUCUUGUCUAACGUACUUUCGCGAUACUGCUCCUUCCCUGAUGGGAGCUGCCUUUUGGGUACUACUCUUCUACCCCGUAUCUGCUGUAGUCACUCUAUUCUUCAAUCUGUUGCGGAAUCCACUGGACGACCAGUCGGCAGACGACCUCAGACUGCUCGAGUCCAUCCCGAACUUGGCGGCCGACGACUACCGCGAUACUGACAUCAACGAGGCCGACGACGUCUACUACUUUAUGCCGGCACCUCAUCACGCCUUUGUCUCGGGGCGGUGUAACCGCCACUUUAGCCGGGGCACGCUCUCGUAUAGCAUCGACUCGGCCUGCGCCUCCAGCCCGUCGGCGGUGCUGCUGGUCUAUGCCGUGCUAGCUGUCAUCAGGGGUGCGGUCUGCAGCUGCUCGGCCGGCGUCAUCUCCAUCACGCACCCCAGCACCGCCAUGCAGCAGGAGCUUCAAGCUGGCGACACGGCCGGUGUGUUUAGCAUUGCUGCUGGCUACCCAUUAUUGUGCUCCUUCAGGCUGGCCCCUAUCCACCAUUUCGGUAUCUACGUGGCAGAAAAGAGCGAUGUCUUCCGCGCAGCCAGAGUCGAUGAUGGACGCAAGAUAAUGAUCAACAACUCUGAUAUUGCGGGCGGCAACUUGAGCUUGUUGCUGGAGGCAGGCAGCAACUUGCAGCAGCAGCAGCAAUACGAAAACAGGGGUGACAGCUGCAAGUAUCACAUUGCAGCAGUCUCGGCACAAAUCCUCAAGUCCUUCGUCAUCAAACGGCAGGGUUGCCGAGCAUCUUCGAGCUCACCCGCAGACCUCGCUGCUAACUUUCCCGUCAGAGGCCGGUCGUGGGCGAGGGUCACUUCCGGUUGCUACUCAACGGACCGCUUAGAUAUGGAUACCAGCGACUGCACCUUGGACACUUGCCCGGUCAGCUUGUCUAGGAUUGGGUUCCUGCCAAACCUGGGCGGCAACGCCUUCAUGGUGGCCUGGUUCGGAACCAUCCUGAUAGCACAGAUAGCCCUUGUGAUCCGGUAUAAGACCUGGAGCUACCUGUUCGGGCAGCCGUGCGGAUUGGCGCUCGAGGUGGUUGGCUAUGUCGAGCGUAUCAGGCUCCGCGAUGACCCGUUCGACAACCAGACAUUCAUCGUAUACAUCGUGACCAUAACCAUCGCUCCGGCCUUCCUCUGCUACACCAUCUACCUCUGCUUCGGACGCAUCGUACUCAUUUACGGCCCCCACGUGUCGCUCAUGCCCCAUCGAGCCUACACCAUCAUCUUUGUCACGCUUGACAUCAUCUGUCUUAUUCUUCAGGCUGGCGGUGCGGCAUGGACGCAGGCCGAUGGAAUCAAUCCCCAGGACCUCGACCGGGCGCUCGACUUGCUGCGGGCCGGUCUGGGACUGCAGUGUGCCAGUCUGGGUCUUUUCGUCCUGCUCUCGCUGGAUAUGGGAAUCCGGGUGCUACGGAACCGGAGCACAUGGACUACGCGGUAUGCUCAUGUCCGGCAGCAUAGAGUGUUCCCUUACUUCCUCAUGGGAUCCUUUGCGGCCGCCCUACUGAUCCUUGCCCGCUCUGCUUUCCGCGUCGAGGAGCUGCGCAACGGCUUCAACGCUGCUGGUGACAACGCCGAGACGCUCUUCAUGGUGUUUGAGGGCGCCAUGAUCGGCCUGGCUGUGCUGCUGCAGACCGUCUUCCACCCAGGCUACAUUUUCGAUGGCGAGUGGCGCGCCACCAGCUUCUUCACCAAGCAGCCUGACGCCCAGCAUAGCCAGAGACGAGCGGCCGAGAGAGAGUCUGGCUCUACUUUGCAGACUGAACAGAAAAAUGGAUAG